Molecule: messenger RNA, 2937 nt
Organism: Capsicum annuum
Lineage: Eukaryota; Viridiplantae; Streptophyta; Magnoliopsida; Solanales; Solanaceae
Product: serine carboxypeptidase-like 9
Exons: 22
Coding region: 1-2586 (861 amino acids)
Biological process (GO): proteolysis; secondary metabolic process
Molecular function (GO): serine-type carboxypeptidase activity; acyltransferase activity, transferring groups other than amino-acyl groups
Source: RefSeq, a predicted model, not a curated record
AUGCAGGAUUAUGUUGAUACUUCUAGAAAUCAGAGAUGUAAACAUCCAUUAGCCAACAACUUGUCUUAUAAGAAUCUGAGUCCUACUUAUCAGUGCUAUUUAUCCAAAUUCUCCACUUUGACUGAGCCUCAGCAUUAUAAACUGGCUGUAAAAGAUGAAAGGUGGGUGGAAGCUAUGAAAUCAGAGGUUCAAGCCUUGGAAGCUAACAACACAUGGGUCAUUGUUGAUCUACCUAAAGGGAAGAAUACUGUUGGUCUUAGUGGUGCUAAGCCUGUUAUUACUCCCUUAGAGUCUAAUGCCUGUCUCACCUCUAUUGAGUAUGAUCAAGCAACAGGUGCACAAGGUGAUGAAUUAUUGUAUGACAUUUCCUCUUACCAAAGACUUAUUGAGAAGCUUAUGUAUGCCACUAUUACAAGGCCAGACAUUAACUUUGCUGUCCAAACUCUCAGCCAAUUCAUGCAUCAUCCCAAGAAGUCUCACUGGAAACAGCUACUAGGAAUAUUACUUACUGGUUAUGCUAUUCACUUUGGUGAAUCACUCAUAUCAUGGAAGUCCAAGAAGCAGCACACUAUUUCCAGGAGUUCUGCUGAAGCUGAGUACAGAAGCAUGGCUUCAUCAAUUGCAGAACUCACUUGGCUGAUUGAUUGGGAAGAGAUCUCUCACCUUUGGGCUGAUGAUGACAAAGUUAGAGAGGCCCUCCAUGUUCUAAGAGGUAGUAUUGGAAAAUGGAAGCGAUGUGCUGGUAAUGCUUUGCCUUUUCAAAUGAUAGUAAUGAACAGCAUACCAAAUCAUGCAAAUCUAAGUGGAAAAGGCUAUAGAUCCUUAAUAUACAGUGGAGACCAUGACACGAUGAUUCCUUAUACAUCAACCCAAGCUUGGAUAAGAUCUCUUAACUACUCUAUUGUUGAUGAUUGGCGACCAUGGAUUGUUGACAGUCAAGUUGCCGGGUAUACAAGGACAUACUCAAAUAAAAUGACAUUUGCCACAGUGAAGGGUGGAGGACAUACAGCUCCAGAGUACAAGCCUGUUGAAUGUCUAGCCAUGCUGACGAGAUGGUUAUCUUAUCAACCUCUAUGUAGCAAAGAUGUUUGUUCAGAUUUACAUUCAUGUGUGUGCAUUAUGAAUCAUCAACCAACUGUCUAUUUUAUUGGAAGUCUCUAUGACCAAAAAAACAUGGCCAAAAGAAAGAGAAGUCUUGUGCUUUGCUGCAAUUUGUUUUCAGUUCUUCUUUUUCUUGUUGCAGAAAUAUUGCAUUUUCCUGAGCGUGUUGUGGCUGCUGGUUCACCCGUCAAGUUUCUUCCGGGAUUUAAAGGGACGCUUCCCUUUGAACUUGAAACUGGGUACAUAGGAGUGGGUGAUUCAGAUGAUGUGCAACUAUUCUACUACUUUGUUAAGUCUGAGUCUAAUCCAAAGUUAGACCCUCUUAUUCUAUGGCUAACUGGAGGCCCUGGCUGCUCUGCUUUAUCUGGCCUUCUCUUUGAGAUAGGUCCAAUAACGUUGGAGCCUGUGGAGUACGGUGACUUUAAGCCAGCACAAUAUAAUAGUAGCUUCCCCUCAUUGGUCUUGAAUCCUCAUACAUGGACAAAGGUUGCAAGCCUUAUAUUCUUAGAUCUUCCAGUUUGUACUGGAUUUUCCUAUGCAAGAACUUCAGCUGCUCGACAAUCAGAUGAUAUGCAAGCUAGUGAUCAUGCAUAUCAAUUUCUUCACAAGUGGUUCAAUGGUCACCCAGAAUUCUUAAGAAAUCCAUUUUAUGUGGCUGGGGACUCUUAUUCUGGAUUAGGCGUACCAAUCGUUUCUCAACUCAUCGCAAAUGGAAAUGAGAAGGGACUUGAGCCAUUUAUCGAUCUUAAGGGAUAUUUACUGGGAAAUCCAUUGACAUAUCGUGGUGACUACAAUUACGGGAUCCCAUAUGCUCAUGGAAUGGGACUUAUUUCUGAUGAACUUUUUGAGAGAAACUGUAAAGGAGAGUAUUUCGAUAAACAUCCUAGCAACACACAAUGUCGGAAUUAUCUGCAGACUUAUCAUCAGAUGCUAGGUGGAAUUAAUUAUGCGCACAUUUUGGAGCCCAAGUGUGAGUCUGCUUCACCAAGGCCACAAAAAUGGUUAGGCCAAAGAAGGUCUCUUGAUGAAAUGCUAUAUCUUGGACGGCUAAGAUGUCGAUUUGACUGGGAAGAGAUCUCUCACCUUUGGGCUGAUGAUGACAAAGUUAGAGAGGCCCUCCAUGUUCGAAGAGGUAGAAUUGGAAAAUGGAAGCGAUGUGCUGGCGAUGCUUUGCCUUUUCAAAAGAUGGUAAAAAACAGCAUACCAUAUCAUGCAAAUCUAAGUGUCAAAGGCUAUAGAUCCUUAAUAUACAGUGGAGAUCAUGAUAUGGUGGUCCCUUACACAUCAACCGAAGCUUGGAUAAGAUCUCUCAACUACUCCAUAGUUAAUGAUUGGCGCCCAUGGAAUGUUGAUGGUCAAGUUGCCGGGUAUACAAGGACAUAUUCAAAUAAAAUGACAUUUGCCACAGUGAAGGAAAGCAACUAUUUGACUUCUAUUAACCAGUUUCAUUUACUUUGGUUUUCUCCUGUGUCUCUAUUAAGUUAACAUUUUAUGUAUUUUGAACUCUUUGUGCAGGGUGGAGGACAUACAACUCCAGAGUACAAGCCUGUUGAAUGUCUAGCCAUGGUGAAGAGAUGGUUAUCUGAUCAACCUCUGUAAUUAAUGUGGAAUAUAUUUCAAGCUCUUCAUGAAGCACCAUAGCAUUGCAAUUGAUUAUAUAAUUGAGUGGUUAUGUACUUAGAGAAAAGAAUGUUAGAACCAAUAAUAAGCCAAAAUGGCAGUUCUAUCAUUGAGGAUGGCAUCAAAUUAAUUUUGCUUCCAUGGCCAAGUUCCAUUAUGUCAAUUCAAAGCAAAAAAGAAAAAUUGAUGAACAAAGAAUGUCAUUUAUAGAACUUA